CAGGUAGUCAGGCCAGUGAAAGCUGACUUAUGAAAACACGGUCAGCGUGUUAAAAACGUCUUUUUUUUAACAGGUGGUUUUACGCAGACUUUUGAGCCAUAUGUGGGAUGUAUGAAAAGUCCCCGCGGUUGUUUUGGGACUAAAUCUAACAGAGGACUUGGAGCUGGGGGGACUGGUGACUUUUAAUCAUGACUUUUGCCAUGCUGCGGCCCGUGGCGACGCACUUAAUCUAUUCAGACUUCGCUCUCAUGUCCGAGGAUGAUGAAAACCGCAGCGAAAGCGACGGCAGCUCGGAGCAGAGUUACUGCGACUCCAGCGAGAAGCGCAGGAGGAUUUCACGCAAACUGGAAGGAGAAACCGCUGUGGUCAUGAAGCAGAGGAGCGCCGCUAACGCCAGGGAGAGAGGCAGGACCCAGAGUGUCAACACCGCGUUCACAGCUCUCCGGACUCUCAUACCCACCGAGCCGGUGGACAGAAAACUCUCCAAGAUUGAAACUCUUCGCCUGGCGUCUAGCUACAUUUCCCAUCUGGCCAACGUGCUCCUCAUUGGAGACGGCUGCGUCGACGGACAGCCGUGCCUCGGCGCGGUGCAUGUGCAAGGAGAGAGCGGGGCGAAGCAGCCGCGGACCAUCUGCACCUUCUGCUUGAGCAACCAGAGAAAAGGGAUAAAAGAUGGAAAAGACUGUUUAAAAAUGAGAGGGCUGGGUCCACUGCGAAUGAGACGCUGACUGAAGACCAGCGACUGAUCAGCAACCUGAAAAUAAUCAAAAGACUUUCUCAGGGAAGAAUCAAAGCUGGUGUUACACACUUAAACACAAACACACACACACACACACACACACACACACAUAGAUGUACACAUGCUGGAUCAAAUGAUGGAAGAAAAAGAGAGAAAAGACUAUUUAUACUUGAUCGAGAGAUUUAAGCAUAAGCCUUUCAAAGAUGCAGUGCAUUUGUUUGAAACUUAUGAUUUUUUUGUCCUUUUUUUUUUUUUUUCUUUUUUGAAAAAGUUUUAAAUAAAAUAUAUUUUAUCAAAAUAAAA
Molecule: messenger RNA, 1042 nt
Organism: Seriola aureovittata
Lineage: Eukaryota; Metazoa; Chordata; Actinopteri; Carangiformes; Carangidae
Gene: tcf15
Product: transcription factor 15
Exons: 2
Coding region: 189-728 (179 amino acids)
Biological process (GO): developmental process; regulation of transcription by RNA polymerase II
Molecular function (GO): RNA polymerase II transcription regulatory region sequence-specific DNA binding; DNA-binding transcription factor activity, RNA polymerase II-specific; protein dimerization activity
Source: RefSeq, a predicted model, not a curated record